AUGACGGUUGAAGAGUUUUUUAACAACGUAACCUUUUCUGAUAAUGUCUCGUUAUUUGCUUUAAACUUCACCGAGAGAACGCUACCUAAUGACAGGGAAACGGUUGGUUUUAUUAUACGAUGCGUUAUUCCAUCCAUAUACGUUCUUAUUAUUACAGUGGGCUUGCUGGGCAAUAUAACUUUGAUAAAGAUAUUUAUCACUAACAGUGCAAUGAGAAGCGUGCCCAAUAUUUUUAUAUCCAGUUUGGCUGCUGGAGACCUUUUGCUUCUGGUGACUUGUGUUCCCGUAGAUGCCUCGAGGUAUUUCUUUGAAGAAUGGAUGUUCGGCACCGUCGCCUGCAAACUGAUUCCUGUAAUCCAACUCACUUCAGUAGGUGUCUCGGUUUUCACCCUUACAGCUCUGAGCGCAGACAGGUACAAAGCUAUUGUAAAUCCUAUGGACAUCCAGAAAUCUAGUGCAGUUCUUUGGACCUGCUUAAAAGCAGUCACCAUAUGGAUCAUUUCUGUACUGCUGGCCAUUCCAGAAGCAAUCUUUUCCCAAGUGGUGCAUAUCAGCGAUAACAACGUCAGCUUCACUGCCUGUGUACCAUACCCUUUAUCUGAGGAGUUGCAACCCAAAAUUCACUCUAUAAUGAUAUUCAUGGUCUAUUUCAUCCUCCCCCUUACCAUAAUUAGCGUGUACUACUACCACAUUGCAAGAACGUUAAUCAAAAGUGCACACAACAUGCCUGGAGAAUUCAGUGAGCACACCAAAAGACAGAUGGAAACAAGGAAACGACUUGCAAAAAUCGUCUUGGUCUUUGUUGGUUUGUUUGCUCUCUGUUGGUUUCCAAAUCAUGUCCUGUACAUGUACCGCUCCUUCAACUACAGAGAGAUUGACUCCUCAUUGGCACACCUGGUUAUCACACUACUGGCCCGAAUACUGAGCUUCUCCAGUUCCUGCGUCAACCCUUUUGCCCUGUAUCUGCUGAGUGAGAGUUUCCGGAGACAUUUUAACAGUCAUCUCCAUUGCCAGAGGAAGAAGUAUCGUGAGAGAUCUAUGAGCUACCUGCAGAGCACAUCAGCAGUCAGAAUGACAUCCAUUAAAAGCAAUGUUAGAAAUAGACCCACAGCUACAAAUCUCAUUAAUGGGCACAGCCUGAAAAGAGAAGUUUCACUUUGA
Molecule: messenger RNA, 1161 nt
Organism: Polyodon spathula (Mississippi paddlefish)
Lineage: Eukaryota; Metazoa; Chordata; Actinopteri; Acipenseriformes; Polyodontidae
Gene: nmbr
Product: neuromedin B receptor
Exons: 3
Coding region: 1-1161 (386 amino acids)
Biological process (GO): bombesin receptor signaling pathway
Cellular component (GO): membrane
Molecular function (GO): bombesin receptor activity
Source: RefSeq, a predicted model, not a curated record